Molecule: messenger RNA, 1808 nt
Organism: Anoplophora glabripennis (Asian longhorned beetle)
Lineage: Eukaryota; Metazoa; Arthropoda; Insecta; Coleoptera; Cerambycidae
Product: calcineurin subunit B type 2
Exons: 5
Coding region: 212-724 (170 amino acids)
Molecular function (GO): calcium ion binding; calcium-dependent protein serine/threonine phosphatase regulator activity
Source: RefSeq, a predicted model, not a curated record
GCAAAAAAAGUAAAAUGCUUUUUAUUUUAUAAACAUAAAUUUAUACAUCUGACAAUUAAAAAAAGCAUGACUAAUUUUAUCUUUUCCUUUAGUAAAACUGCAGCGCUACACACGAACAGUGAGCUAACUAUUUAGUAAAUUAUUUGUUCGUUUAGGAAACACUAGUAAUAAGAGGUUUACCAAUCAUUAUCUUGAAAAUAAAGAGCAAACCAUGGGUAACGAGAGUUCUCUGCCCAUGGAGCUAUGCUCAAACUUUGAUGCUGAUGAAAUACGACGUCUCGGAAAAAGGUUCCGAAAGUUAGAUUUGGAUAAUUCUGGGGCGCUCAGCAUCGACGAAUUUAUGUCUUUGCCAGAACUGCAGCAGAAUCCUCUGGUACAGCGAGUUAUUGACAUCUUUGAUGCUGAUGGCAACGGAGAAGUCGAUUUUAAAGAAUUUAUACAAGGGGUGUCCCAGUUUAGUGUCAAGGGGGACAAAUUGUCCAAGUUGAGGUUUGCCUUCAGAAUCUACGACAUGGAUAACGAUGGGUACAUCUCCAAUGGGGAACUGUUUCAGGUUCUUAAAAUGAUGGUUGGAAAUAACUUGAAAGAUACUCAGCUACAGCAGAUUGUAGACAAAACCAUUCUUUUUGCUGAUAAAGACGAGGAUGGAAAGAUAUCAUUUGAGGAAUUUUGUAACGUAGUAGGAAACACCGACAUCCACAAGAAGAUGGUUGUAGAUGUUUAGAAGAGUAAAAACGUAAUUCCAACUUAAUACCUGACCAUAUAAAAUAGGAAGUAGUUUAAAGGAAUAAUUAGCUGAAACCUGAAAAAAUCUGCACCUUCGUAUAUUUAUAAAAAUUUUACUGUUGUUACUUGAAAUUUGCGAAGAUGUUAUAGUGACGAGAUGUUACAGUUAUGCAGUGGUUUUAUUUUGAGUUUUUUCAGGUUUCAGCUGUUUCUUUAGUCUGUCGGGUAGGCUGCUAGCGGCCUACCCAGAGUAACCAAAUUCGAUGUAUAGCCAUAUAUUCUAACGUACACAUCACGCUUCACAACUUCACCUUCUAUGUCAAUUCAGGUUUUUAGGUUGGAUGAUUAGAUUUUAGCUUUAAGUUUGUUUAAAUUUUCACACUGUAAAAACUAAAAAAAGCUCAUGUGCAUGUACUGUGCUUGUUGUUUCCUGUUAAAAUAUUUUAUAAACAAACAAAUAUCUGUAUAUUUAAUAAUGUUUGUUCUUUAUACUUUAUCUAGGUGUUGUGUGUAUAGCUUUAAAAGUAAUGAUGUAAUCACUCUAAUAUUAAGCUAAAAAAAACUGCUUUUGGGAUGUACUUAUAAAGUAAUAGCCUUUUCACACCAAUCUUGCUAAGGUUAAGGAAAAAGUUUUCGAACAAGUUUUUUAUGUGAGGGUGCACGGCCAAACUUGAUUGACGACUUUUUGUUAGCACUGUUCAACAACUAAUUAAUCUAUUUCUAAAAAGCGGCAAAAACACAAGAGGAAUGAAAUUGAAAACGGAAAGGGAGUGAUACUAGUUUUGCUCUUUUUGUUUUCCCCAUUGUUCCGUUGUGUUUUUUUGGAAAUUUUUGGGAAUCGAUUCAUCGGGAACAAGCUAUUCGCUGAUACUUUCCAUUAUUGUGUGCUUUUGGGAACAAACACCAAAUAGCUAUUUGUUGAAUAUUAGUUGAUUUUUAUCUAACACAAAGUAGGUGUAAAUUAUAGCUUCAAGUUGGAGAGUUAUUUAUUCCACUGUAUUGUACCAUAUGUUAAUCUAAUGUGUGAUAGAUAUUAUGUUUUAAAGUUUAUGUUGUUCAAUAAAAGUUGUUCACCUCUCUAA